Molecule: messenger RNA, 651 nt
Organism: Naegleria gruberi
Lineage: Eukaryota; Heterolobosea; Eutetramitea; Acrasida; Naegleriidae
Exons: 1
Coding region: 1-651 (216 amino acids)
Source: RefSeq, a predicted model, not a curated record
AUGCAACAACAAGAAGAAGGAACCAGUAGAGAAAUUAUUCUCACCUCUGAUCUUGCUACUAAUGAAUCUAUUAUUCAAUCUAAAAUUCCAUCGAAAUUUAUAUUUGCUUUUGGAGCAAGCAAGAUCCUCCACUCUGCUCGUAUUAGUUUAUUAGAUUCUGAACGUUUGUCCAACUUGAGAUAUUUAAUCCUCUCCGAUGAAGCUAUCUAUAUCUUUGAUGAUCAAGAUUUUGAACGUAGAAUACCAAAUGAACACAUUUCUGAAAUUGUCAAGUCUCGUGAACCAAGUGUUUCAUCAACUGAACAAAAAUCACACAGAAUUCUCAUCCGUGUUCAUCAUUCUAAUGAAGGAUCAGAUCUAAUUAUUAUUUCUAAAGGUGCUACUGGUGUUUUGGAAGCUUUUGAAAAAGCCAAAUAUACAUUCACACUGGUAGAUCCUUCCGAAGAUUUAUUUUCUAUGGCUAGAUUUGUUUCUGACAAUGCUCAACAACCAUCAAUUGAUUCUCUGAAACAACAUUUGGAUAAGGCCUUACAAUCAUCAGAUUUAAAGAAUACAAUGCUCUAUUUGGAAACUUUGAGAAGAAACAAACAUGCUGAUUGGGAAAAUGAUGAAUUAAUUUCAAAAGCUAUUGAAUUUGUAAAGAGUAAAUAA